This is a messenger RNA of Aspergillus calidoustus, 483 nucleotides long. The record is from the annotation of a GenBank genome assembly. NCBI's taxonomy places the organism in Eukaryota, Fungi, Ascomycota, Eurotiomycetes, Eurotiales, Aspergillaceae.
AUGACGAGGCGAGGUCUCCCCGCAUGGCUCGACUAUUUCAAUAGUCGCGACCUGAAGGUGUUGUUUCGAUGUUUAGCCGCCGCAUGGGCGGCUGCCUUGCUCAUGUUCAUUGGCCCUACAUUGCACGCGAUUGGUCCAGAAACGUUUUUCACGUGCAUAGUGCUCUUCAUUCUACCUCCUUCAGGCAUCCUGCUUAUCUUUCUUCUUGGGGAACUCACACUUCUUAUCGGUAUGAGCCUUGCUUGGGCAUGGGGAGUCAUUGCCAUGAAAGCAGCCUUAGCAGCUCGUUCAGCAUCAGAGACGCACAUCGAAUUGACCGCCCUACAACAACAGGCGUCUAUUCAAGCUAAUAUCUCUGGUCAGAGCAUCGAGAGAGAACUGCAAAUGCUCAUAUCGAACGGGUUCAUGCUCGAUGCGCCAGUAACUGCGGUCUUUUUUGUCCUGAUCUGCCUAUUUAUUUAUUUCAUGGUUCGCAAUAUCUAG